CAGGAAUGCAUGGACUGGGUCUCUUCACAUAGUGGAUAAUAAGUCGCCCACAUAAGUAGUAUAUAGGACCAUCAGCCAGGGCUUCCAAUCAGACAGGUGGACGUGAAGAGCUUGUAGCCGAGGACGUAUACCCUCUCUUCAACAUAGGUACUGAGCCCGGCUCCAAGUUGUAAAUACCAAUGGGCAAGUCAAGUGCACAUCGAAUAUAUGUCACGUGGUCGAUUGAAAAACACUCAGAUGUAACGGUCACAGUGACGGCACGCGUCUCAUUAAUCUCAAGACAAUACUUACCAACGCCUGCAACAUGUCCAAUGUACGCGGCCCCAUGUCCGCGCUGACGGAAUUUCUCCGGGACACUGGUAUCACACCCACAACUAUCGCUCGUCGAGUUGCGACGAGGACACCGGAUACUACCCCUGCGCAGCCAGAGGCAGGACCCAGCAACGGUGGAAGAGCCAGUCGCGGAAGAAAUACUACAGCUACCACUCAACAGGUGGAUGACGAAGAAUACAACUCUGAUAAUCUAGACGAGCCCGAAGCCCCUGCAAAGAAGCCGAAACUGACGAAGGCAGCCGAGGCCAAGGCCAAAGCGAAAGCGAAGGCUAAGUCUAAGGCGAAGAAAAAGAAAGAUGAAGACGAGUCGGACGACGACGAAGACGCGUACACGGCCCUGUCGAAGUCGGCUUGGAGCGCCACCGGACCCAAACCUGCACCUGGAAGCUUCGCUAACUGUGCGGUCUGCAAGAAGAAGUUCACAGUUACUCAGUACACGAUGGCCGCCAAUCCGGGCCCUGGUUUUCUCUGCCAUCAGUGUGCGAAAGCCUCCGGUGCAGAUCCCUUCAAGAAGUCCGCCGCGCCGCGCAAGAGGAAAGCGCCUGCGGAAAAACGGGCUGUCGUGCACAUUGAGGAGCUCCGGUUCCCGACUCUGGUCUCGCUGUGUAUCGACGUCAUUGCCAAGCAUAUUGACGAUGUGGAAGCUUUCGGAGACAUCGGGGCUCUGAACAUGGAGUCUAUUUCCAAGGCGCUGUCUAAGAAUCGAUCCCUCACCGCCGAAAAUGUGCAUCUGUUCUAUGGCGCCGAAAACACGAAACUCAUACUAUAUGACGCGACAAAUCUUACUUCAGACGCGUUCAUCACAUUGGGGCACCUGAAUCCGAAUCUGACCACCCUGCGUCUCGACUUCUGCGGUCCGCUUAACGAUGCUGCCAUGGCGAUUUGGACGACAAGCAUGCCUCGUCUUUCCUCACUGGAGCUUCUGGGACCAUUCCUCGUGAGGGAGGCCGCUUGGAUCGACUUUCUCAAUGCGCAUCCCGAUCUCGAAAAUUUCUUGAUCACCCAGAGCCCGCGAUUCUCUCUGCAAUGCCUGGAUGCACUGAUAGGGACCUCCAAGACGACGCUACGGCAAUUGCGCUUGCGCGAAGUCGGCAAGCUCGACGAUGAUUUCCUGCAGCCCAUCGCACAGAUCUCUGCGCUUGAGUAUCUGGAUCUCGCAGAGCCCUCAACAUCUUUGUCGGAUGAAGCUGUCAUCGACUUGCUGGCCACAGUAGGGGCCUCGCUGACGCAUCUGGACCUUUCUGGACAUCGAGACCUGACGCACAGGUUCUUCGUUGAAGGGAUUGUGCCAAACGUCCACAGCCUGAAUUCGCUUCUCCUCACAGACAUGACGGACCUGCUGGACUCUGACGUGGCUGCCUUCUUUGCGGAAUUCGAUAACCCUGGGCUUAUGCGGGUCGACUUGUCCCGCAAUCCGGGUCUGGGCACAGAAUCACUUGCUGCGCUCGUCGCCCACUCCGGGACGACAUUACAAGAGCUGAACAUCAACGGGUGGAAGGACACGGCUGAGACAUCGUUGAAUCAACUCGUUAUCGCGAAGGCGUUGCGGAUCUUGGAUGUGGGUUGGUGCCGAUCUGUGGAUGACUUUCUCGUCAAAGAUCUGGUCAAGUCGUGUCCGGUGUUGACAGAGUUGAGAGUCUGGGGGUGUAAUCGAGUCGAGGGGAAGUGGGGCCCAACACGCAGAGGCCUCAGAGUUCACGGAAUCGAAUCCCAGAUUGUCGCAUAGCUUUUUUAACAUCAGCCAUUAUGUACGUAAAGUAGUAACGGAAAUGGCACGACUAUCAGAAAGCCCUCAAAUCUCUUUCACCUAGCGUUUGUGCAACAACGGUCAGCUCGAACUCGUACUAGCUGCGCCCGCUCGGGAAACGACUGGGACGUCAUUUGAUUGGUUAAUGGAUGCUGGAGCCAUAGAGAUGCAGCUCUUUGAUGCACUCCGGUGUUUUACGUGACUGUCAAAUAGACAAAAUACACGAGUCGUUCUUGGAAUUGGACUACCACGUAGGCGUAGUGCAUUUCGCUCUCAACGAAUGGGCCAUGGACCUGACUGGGUAAGGAGCCUCUUUUGCCGCCAUCCUAGUAGACUGACAAGGAGUCAGGGGGGAGGGUUACCGCACGAACUGUUACUGUGCAUAUUUCGCGAUGCUCUUCCUCCGCGGUGGCUUUUGACGGCAAGCCAAAAGUUUCAAACUGUGCUCCAUCCCCUUCAUUUCGUAUUCUCCGAUCGACGGAUGAAGCUCUCGAUACUCAACACCUGUAAAGCUUGGCACCAGGUCGGACUCGAGCUGUUGUACGAGUUUGUUGCAAUCCGGCAAAUCAAACAGCUCGUUCUAAUCGUCGAAGCUCUUACGAAUCGGCGGGACCUGCGCUCCCUGGUCAAGACCGUUGAUAUCGACUGCUUCAUUCCUGCAGGAUAUGCUGCCCUGUACACGACCGAGAUCGCUUUCCUCGUGGAGUCUUGCCCGCGACUGCGUUCCCUUGGUUUCAGCGCCCCACCAUAUCUCCUGCCCUGCGCUCCAUGCGUAAUUCCGUCCGUCAGCAUACUUUCGCGGAUCAAGUCUCUGCACCCAGGCCAGAACGUGCCUUUCCGCUUGUUGCUUCCUAUACUGCAACAACUUGCGCCGGAGUUGGAGUCGUUGGGGUCAGUGAUGCCUGAUUAUGAUUUGGGUCAUGAUCACAGUCUCGAUUUCCCGAAACUGAUCAGUCUCCGCCUGGAAUCUGUUAUACCAAAUGCUGUGUUGCCCAGUUGGCGCAUGCCUGCUCUCCGGCGGCUUGUCUUGCGCGGGCCCUACGCGGAAUCAGCGCCAGCGAUGACCCCCCUACUCGAUGCCUUGGUUCGCUUUGGAGGGCAGAUCCGAUUCUUACGCCUGCCCGACCAAUUUGCCGACCGCAAUGCACUCGACCAAGCCAUCCUCAAAGCCUUCGCUGCGUGUCCUAUGCUGCAACAUCUCGCCUUCCAAAAUUCUGAUCCCAGCUCUUGGUACAUGGAAUUGCCGGGCGCCCAUCCCCGACUGCAGGUCGUCGACAUGAUCUGCAGGAUGGAUCUGCCAGUCAGACUCGAUUCGAACACAAAGCGCAUCAGGCACGGCUUUCCCGCUCUGCGAAUUUACCGCAUCUUCGAUACGGUGUUGUGCCAAGUCCGGGAUCUACCGCUGUGCUCAGGCUCCGCCGCCGACCAUGCUGACUGCAAUGCGAGAUGGGAUACUGGGCUUGGCUCCCCUGACCCCGAGCAGCCUGAUCGUCUAACAUCCGGCUGGGCGGCAUGUCGCACGGUCAGGGAGGAGGUUGAGCCGGGUCUGUGGGUGAUUGGAGACCGCCUCUUCAAUAUCUCAUAUUCAUUCGGAGAGUUUACUCCCGCCCGGACGGUCGAUGCGGUCUGCUACCCGACAUCUGUUGCUUCGACAUUGUCUACCGUCCCCGAAGGAACUGAUUCCACCGAUUUUUAUGAAGGGUACGAGUACGAGCACGAUUGGCGCUCGAGGGCCGGCCUGUACGUUUGGCACCCGAGUAUCUCCCCAAACGGUUGGUACCCGACUAUCGACCCAAUUGGUUGGCACCCGAGUGUCGACCUCACGGAGACCACAGGAGAUGAAGGAACUGGUUCAGCCGAUUUUUCUGAAGAGUACGAGGACGAUUGGCACGCGAGUGACGAUCUCGUGGAGACCGCAGAAGAUGAAUGCAUCCUGGAACUAUCUCACGCCGAUGCCCUGCAUGAAU
This is a messenger RNA of Mycena citricolor, 4047 nucleotides long. The record is from the annotation of a GenBank genome assembly. NCBI's taxonomy places the organism in Eukaryota, Fungi, Basidiomycota, Agaricomycetes, Agaricales, Mycenaceae.